This is a messenger RNA of Haliotis rufescens (red abalone), 888 nucleotides long. Its product is annotated as extensin-like. The transcript has a single exon. NCBI's taxonomy places the organism in Eukaryota, Metazoa, Mollusca, Gastropoda, Lepetellida, Haliotidae. The coding region runs from base 1 to 888 and encodes 295 amino acids. The record is from RefSeq and is a predicted model, not a curated record.
AUGAACAAACCGAAAGUCAACCCUUAUCAACAACAUCACAUAAUACUUCAGCAUAGAUCACUGGGAGUAGCUAUAAGGCUGAAGGUUGUCAGUUGCCCUGCCACAGAGUCGGAGAUAGGCUUGUAUGGCAGUAGGAGACUACAGCGACACAGCUGGACAGACACCAACCUCAACCCCAUCCAGACACCAACCUCAACCCAACCCAGACACCCACCUCAACCCAACCCAGACACCCACCUCAACCCCAUCCAGACACCAACCUCAACCCCACCCAGACACCCACCUCAACCCCACCCAGACACCAACCUCAACCCCACCCAGACACCCACCUCAACCCCACCCAGGCAUCCACCUCAACCCCACCCAGACACCAACCUCAACCUCAUCCAGACACCCACCUCAACCCCACCCAGGCAUCCACCUCAACCCCACCCAGGCAUCCACCUCAACCCCACCCAGACACCCACCUCAACCCCACCCAGACACCAACCUCAACCUCAUCCAGACACCCACCUCAACCCCACCCAGGCAUCCACCUCAACCUCAUCCAGACACCCACCUCAACCCCACCCAGACACCAACCUCAACCCCACCCAGACACCCACCUCAACCCAAACCAGACACCCACCUCAACCCCAUCCUGACACCCACCUCAACCCCAUCCAGACACCCACAUCAACCUCAACCCCACCCAGACACCCACCUCAACCCCACCCAGACACCAACCUCAACCCCAUUCUGACACCCACCUCAACCCCACCCAGACACCCACCUCAACCCCACCCAGACACCCACCUCAACCCCAUCCAGACACCCACCUGGAUGGGCAAGCUGCACCACACGUUAUGUACAUGUUCAACUGGAGGACACAAGGACUCCUAUAGUUGA